CAGCUGCUCAUCCACCCCCACCUUCGUCCACCGAGGAUCGACCGUGAAUCUCUGCUUGUCGAGAUAAAACUCAGCACCUGAAUUGCCCAGCCGUGUUGCAAUCGGGGCUUCCAGCACCCCGGGGUUGAUCCGCCCGAAUUUCGGCGCUGCCACCUACCCACCCUCCGAAAACGAGGAAGCAGCCUGAGCGGAUCGCGUCCCGACAUACCCUAUGGUCAACAUGAUGGAGGACUUCAACAGUGAGACUGAUAGUGAUUACACAAGCUACUGGAGAGACUGGUUUGUCUCGUCGCGGGGAAAUGAAUACUUCUGCGAAAUCGAUGAGGAUUACCUGACAGACCGGUUCAACCUCACGGGCUUGAACACCGAGGUCGCCUACUACCAAUAUGCUCUAGACCUGGUGACCGACGUUUUCGACCUUGAUGCCGACGAUGACCUGCGGGAGCAAAUCGAGAAAUCGGCUCGUCAUCUCUAUGGCCUAGUCCAUGCUCGAUACAUCGUUACUACACGCGGUCUUGCAAAGAUGCUUGACAAAUACAAGAAAUGCGACUUUGGCAAGUGUCCCCGCGUGCUUUGCGACGGACACCCUCUCUUGCCCAUGGGCCAACAUGACCUCCCCAACAUGAGCACUGUCAAGCUCUACUGCCCUAAAUGUGAAGACAUCUACAACCCCAAAUCCUCCCGCCACGCCUCCAUCGACGGUGCUUACUUCGGCACGUCCUUCCACUCCAUCCUAUUCCAGGUGUACCCUGCCCUCAACCCUGAGAAGAGCCUGCGCCGCUAUGAACCCAGGAUCUACGGCUUCAAGGUCCACGCCGCAGCCGCUCUCGCGCGCUGGCAAGAUUGCUGCCGCGAGGACAUGCAAGACCGCCUCGCUGAAUUCGGCAUGGCCCACAAGUUCGUCGAAGAAAGCGACAGCGAGGAGGAGAACUUCGAGUAUGGCGAGGAGAACGAGCCCGUCAAGACUGAGAAGAUCGCUGGCGACGCGGCAUCGGGUCGCAUGGAUCUGGGCAACUGAUUAGCGGCCCCAUCAUACAGUGGUACUGGAUCUUACACGAGCAAACAUUUUGGCGUAACGAGGAAAUUCUUUUUUCCUGUGCUUUGAUCUUCCGUGGUAUGCUUAACGAUUAAUGGCGUUUCCAAGGCCCAUAUGGCGUGCCUUGUAGUUGUUCUUCCCGACAAUGUAUCUACAUCAUUCCCCCUACUCUUCCGUGUAAGCUCCCUUGUGGAGAUACGAAAUAAAGGAAAUAAAGGAAC
Molecule: messenger RNA, 1257 nt
Organism: Penicillium subrubescens
Lineage: Eukaryota; Fungi; Ascomycota; Eurotiomycetes; Eurotiales; Aspergillaceae
Product: casein kinase II subunit beta family protein
Exons: 3
Coding region: 212-1018 (268 amino acids)
Cellular component (GO): cytoplasm; protein kinase CK2 complex
Molecular function (GO): protein kinase regulator activity
Source: RefSeq, a predicted model, not a curated record